ACGUCAGUAGUGAACUACCAUUCGUUGAGGAAAGACGCGGAGACGGAAAUUAAAAAUUUGUGUGUUGAGUUGAGUGUAGGCAACGAAUCAUUGCCGAACGAGUCAUUGAUUACCAUCUUAAACAAAUUCGGCUUGAAUCGUUUUCGUCUUAUCUGUGUUGCUCCCCUACCGUUCUAUUCAUUCAGUUAUUGAAGUGUUGAAUGCAAAUAUUUAUUAGCAAAUAAAAGCGCCCGUCGUCACUCACUUUUAACGUAGUACAUUCAACCAACAGAUUACAGUAUAUUUUAUUUGCCAAUCAUUAGUUGGCCUUUUGUAUUCCUUUUAACACACACAUACUCACACUCGCAGUAACACACUGAGAGGCACGCACGCACACACACACAUUCGUAGUCUCGUAGAAACAUGAGCUUUACUCGGCAGUUAUCUGAAAUGUCGGCUAGUGAAUUAAACGAAGCCAUUGAUGACUCCAAUUUCCCCCAGGCGCACAUCCUAUCACGUGGACGUAACAAUAGCGUUUGCUCAACAGGUUCGGCAUCGGGUAAUGCUUUCUUAAUGGAUCGUAAUUUCUUAUCGCAAACGGAUGACUUGGCUAACAGUGGAAACGUUGUUGGUGGCGUGGACGGUGCCAAUGACACCUUCAACUCACCAAGUGUCCUAAGUAAAACUAUAACGAAUCGUCCAAAACUUCUUAUCAAGACUAACGGUACGAUUCCCGAGAACGAAUCUAUCCAAACUCCAAUGACACCAAGGACAUCAACAACCCCAGGUCACGAAAAUUGUACAUUUCAUCAUGAUUUGGAAUUGGAUCAUAAGCCGCCGACUAGAGAAGCAUUGUUGCCAGAUAUGGCCAGAUCAUAUCGUCUGCUGCUUGGUGGGCUAGGGGAGAACCCAGAUCGGCAGGGUUUGAUAAAAACGCCCGAAAGGGCUGCCAAAGCUAUGCUGUUCUUCACCAAAGGAUACGAUCAAAGCCUGGAAGAUGUACUCAAUGGCGCUGUUUUCGACGAAGAUCACGACGAAAUGGUUGUCGUCAAAGACAUUGAAAUGUUCUCAAUGUGCGAACACCACUUGGUACCGUUCUAUGGGAAAGUUUCGAUCGGAUAUUUGCCAUGCAAUAAAAUAUUGGGUUUGAGCAAAUUGGCUAGGAUCGUGGAGAUUUUUUCGCGGCGGCUGCAAGUCCAAGAAAGGCUUACAAAGCAAAUAGCGGUGGCUGUAACACAAGCCGUUCAACCAGCCGGUGUAGCAGUCGUUGUUGAAGGAGUGCACAUGUGUAUGGUGAUGCGAGGUGUCCAGAAGAUUAACAGCAAAACUGUCACCUCAACUAUGUUGGGCGUUUUCCGUGAUGACCCUAAAACAAGGGAGGAGUUUUUAAAUUUAGUCAAUAGUAAAUAAGGUGGCAGACAUUUGAUGAGAUAUAAAACGGUCAUUGUACGGUCGCACCUGCCUGAAAGUAUGUGCCAACAAAAUAUAUUAUAAUAUUGUUAGCAAAACAACUGUUUAAGGCCACCUAAUUUUUCCAUAACAUUUGCAUAUUCCAUCAAAAAAUUGCAUUAAAAGGCUUUUCAAUUUUACUAAAUUGUAGCGAUUCAAUCUAAAUUCUAUUGAAAAAAUUUAUUGCAUUAUCCAAACAACCUACAAAAUGCCAGAACACAUUUUAUUUUUCUUUUUUUUUUUAAUAUGAAUUUUGACACAUUUUUGAAACAGGUGUGACUAUGAAACUCUGGCCGGAAACGAUUUAAAUCCUUAUUGCUUGUAGUAUGUAUCAGAAUACCUAAACUAGUUUACCUAUAUGUAUAUGAAACCGAAGCUCUAAUAUAUGAUGCAGCAGCAUAGUAAAGGAGAGUUUUCUAACAAGAACCGAUGGAUUAUUUCGGUUGGAUUUGGAGCAUCGAAUAAUUUGCAGACUGUUGGGCCUAUUGUUUAUAUUGUACCCAGUUGGGCCGGAGCCCUUCUUCUAAAACCCAUAAGGAUGCCGAAUAUAUACAUACAUUGUUUGCCGACAUGUGUGUGAAUUGUUGUUUAUAUGUAUCUAUGUGUAUAUUUAUUAAAAUAAGGUCUUUUGGAGAGUAUCGAAAUAUUUUUGGAAAAACAUACAAACACAACUUCUUUGUCCACAAAGAAACAGAAAAACUAAUAUCUGUAAACAGGGUCCAAUAACAAUAACUAUAUUAAUAAUACUGAUUAAAUGUUAAACACGGAAGCGGAUUUAUUAUUUGAUAGUGUUAGUUUGCGUACUUAAGAAUUUAUUGAAGAUGUUUGGUGCCUGGGUAGGUCUAUAAACUACACUUGCUUACACUUAUUUUACUUGUAUUUACAUAAAACUAAGUUUCCAUUGCUUCCAUUGACUUUAUAUACAUACAUGGAUAUUUUAUUUUAUUUUAUUUGUAUACAUAUUUACAUAUGUAGAUGUUUUUACUCUUAUAUUCAAAAAAUCAAUGCUAAAGAUAGGCUACAGAGUCCUUGAGCCAAACGAAGAAACGUUUUAGGGAAUUUACAAUAAAUAAAACAAAUUUAUAGCAGAACAAUGAAAAAAGAAUUAUUCCAAUACCAAUGCUUAAAAUGUAUGUAUUAUUGUAUUAUAUGUGUAUUUAAAUAAACAUAAUCGUUGCUGA
Stomoxys calcitrans (stable fly) is the source of this 2609-nucleotide messenger RNA. RefSeq names its product GTP cyclohydrolase 1 (gene Pu). Gene Ontology annotation, molecular function: GTP cyclohydrolase I activity; GTP binding; zinc ion binding. The record is from RefSeq and is a predicted model, not a curated record. Gene Ontology annotation, biological process: tetrahydrofolate biosynthetic process; tetrahydrobiopterin biosynthetic process. Gene Ontology annotation, cellular component: cytoplasm. Bases 403 to 1389 code for a protein of 328 amino acids. Lineage: Eukaryota; Metazoa; Arthropoda; Insecta; Diptera; Muscidae. The transcript is spliced from 5 exons.